This is a messenger RNA of Symbiodinium natans, 867 nucleotides long. The record is from the annotation of a GenBank genome assembly. NCBI's taxonomy places the organism in Eukaryota, Dinophyceae, Suessiales, Symbiodiniaceae.
AUGCCGCUGGUUAUGCCGGCGCAGCGGAAACCAUACACAGUGGAGGAGGUCAUCAAACAUAAUACGCCUUCAUCUUUGUGGGUCAUCAUGAAUCGAAAGGUCUAUGAUGUCACAGCUUUCCACAAGAAGCAUCCCGGUGGACCAGGCGUUCUGCUGCAGAUGGGUGGGAAGGAUGCGACUGCAGCUGCAGCGGCUGCGCACAAAAGCAUUCUGCCCGCAAACUUGAUGUGGGAGUUUUGCAUCGGAUACAUCGUCAGGACAAAGCCGCAGGAGGAGGGGCAAGCUGAUAACAAGCCGCCUGUACAGAAGAAGGCUCCAUCUCCUGCGAAAGAGCCAUCGCCUCGCUCACAUGUUGAGAAGGCGAAGAGUGAGGUCAAAAGUGUGACUUCAUCAGCUCCGCUGGAUGGCCUUAGCGACGUGACAGAUGCAGACAGUCCACUUGCCAAAGCGAGGGCGAAGAACAAGCGCCGCUCUCCGCCAUCCUUCUUGGCAGACGUUGAGCGGAUGCUGACAAGGCCAGUCAUGCCCACCAAGUGCCAGGACAUGAACCUGCAGCAUCAGAAGCAGAAGCCCACCAGCAAUGCCCAGGCUCAGGCUGAGAGAGGUGCAGAAGAGGGGUCCAGCCCCGAAGCGGCUGCGGCCGAAUCCCCGGACAUGAAGCCCGAGAGGUCCUUCACAACCAUCAUGGAGGAGAUGGAGUCGGACAUCAUGCCAAUGUCGGAUGUCGAUGCCGUCACAGCUCCUGAGCCUCCGCCGUCUGGGGGGCUUCUUUGCUUCUUCAGCUCCACCGCUUGUUGGAGCGGUCGGCCCUCGGUGGUGCAGCAAGUCGCGCAUGAUGACAAGGCUGUUGCGGAUGGCUUUGGGUAA